Mucor mucedo is the source of this 440-nucleotide messenger RNA. RefSeq lists its product as uncharacterized. Bases 1 to 312 code for a protein of 103 amino acids. The transcript has 2 exons. The record is from RefSeq and is a predicted model, not a curated record. Lineage: Eukaryota; Fungi; Mucoromycota; Mucoromycetes; Mucorales; Mucoraceae.
AUGGCUUGUCAAAAGAGGGCAGCAUUCGGGAAAUCCUUAAUUGAAAUAUUACAACAACAAUCCAAUACAAACAACAAUCUAUCACUCUUAAAAAUGCUCGCUAUUACUUCUCGCACUGCCUCUAUUGUCCUCGUUCCCGUUACAUCUCUUGCCGGUUACGCUACUUAUGUUCGCUCCACUGCUGAACCCACUCAAGCUUAUGGUCAAUACAUGAAGAAUGAAGGUCUUAAUCAAACCCACCACAUGAAGUGGAGAAAGUUCAACAACGGUCUCAGUCUUAACGAUGUUGGUCGUAGUGGUGGAGGACUCUAAAUUUCUUGGUCCUCGGCUGGACCGUGCUUACUUCCUAAACAUCCUUUGACACAAACAUAUAUAUAUACCAUUUCCAACCUCAUUUUUCCUUUUACAUACAAUAAAUUUUUUAACAAAUAUAUAACUUU